Molecule: messenger RNA, 3867 nt
Organism: Emericellopsis cladophorae
Lineage: Eukaryota; Fungi; Ascomycota; Sordariomycetes; Hypocreales; Bionectriaceae
Exons: 7
Coding region: 1-3867 (1288 amino acids)
Molecular function (GO): ATP binding; ATP-dependent chromatin remodeler activity
Source: RefSeq, a predicted model, not a curated record
AUGACAGCAGUCAGCAGUCCCCCCUCGGGAAUCCUGAUCUAUGCCGAGUUUCUAUCGAACAUACGACAAGUGUCUAUCGCGGUAAACCUCACUUCGUCUUCCAACGCAGACACAGUCGCAGAGGUCACCCAGGGAGGCACGGCUUUUCGCGUCCAGCACGGAGGCCUCACGCGCGAAGUCUUGCUGCCCGAGAGAGUGGCAGUGGCGUCAGCUGUGCCAUUGGCGCUGUCAAUGGAGAAUCUGAACCUUCCUAGCGAGAACUGGGCCGAGAUGAUGGAGUUUUGGCACUGUCAUAAACCGCACGACCACGACCAUGGACACACCAAUGGGGGCGCUGAGCAAGCUGACCUUACGAAACGAGGCUAUGGUGCGAGCAACGCCAUUUCAGCACAAGAGACUGUCGGCCUCGUCGACAUUACCUCCUUUAUGUUCACAGAGUCUGAUUGCGACGGAAUCCUAUUUUCCUCCUCCGUAUCGGGAGGGCAGCAACACAAUGCAAGUGCACCUGCUAUCGGCGAGUCGACCAAGUUCCUGAACGUCAGCUGCAAGAAGUGCAAUGAGCCGGUCGGGUUCUACAGCAAUGUCGCAUCCUCCGUCUCCCUGUUCAAGUGGCAGGUCUCGACCGAGACAGCAUCUACACAAGGCAUGCCGUCGACCGAGCAAUGCCUCGCCGCAACGCUGACUGCGACAAUCUCGCGCUCUGGCUGUUCAAAGUCCGUCAUACUUCCUCAGAAACUUGUGGCAGGCAGCGAGGCCGGCGGACAGCGGGCGAUGCACCUGUGGGCGCUGAACCCCAACGUCACCUACACAGCCUCCCAAAUGGAAGGCAAGCGAGAAGCGAUGAAGAUUCUCUACCAGUGCAUCGAUAUAGAAAAGGCAGAGAAGAUGGCUGAGUCCAUGACGUCCGAUGUUCAGGACAUCAGCCUUCCAGAGGCUGUGAUUGCGACAGCCUUGGAAGCGCUUGAGUCCAGCAACUCAUGCCUUCCUAUGAAGGAAAGGACGUUCAGGGAGUGGAAGGAGAACUCUAUCCUAUCUCCAGAACUUCUAGGAUCGCCACUGUUCAAGUCUUGGUGUUCCUUUGUUCACCCGCGUGACGAGCCUCCCGUCACCACAGACGACGACCGACUCAAGGCAGAGGCGCAGCGAUGCCUCCUCACCAGCGAUACCCUGAAGCCAUGCAAGACUCUCUUCUCCAAUCGAUGGAUCAGACUGGAGUACAAAAUCUGCGACACCCGCUGCACCCGCGAGUCCUCGCCUGGAUACAAUGUCGAUCCCCGCCUCCAGAUGCGCACAGACAUCCAGGGCAACCCGUGGUACAACGACAGCGGCGGCGGCACCAUCCUGUCCGAGCCCCGCUACUAUGAGGGUGUCCACGGUGGUAUCCUCGCCGAAGAGAUGGGCUCUGGCAAGACCAUUAUUUGCCUUGCUGUCGUCCUGGCGUCGAGGGUUGUUGCCACCAAAAUACCAGACAUGUAUGGCGUUGCGCCGGUCCCAAGGCGGCAAAAAGCAACCUCUCUGAUUGACAUGGCGGCAGCGACCGUGACUCGCCUUGGCGUGCCCUGGAGACCGUACUUUGAUGCACAAGCAUUCGGCCAUUGUGUCGAGGCCCUCAGGCGCAAUCCCGGCUACUAUCUCAAACCAGCCCCCGAGCCUCGGAGAAUGUCGAGGCACCGUCGCGAGGAUGGCUCUGCCCACCCGCCAACCAAGAUUUAUCUUAGCGAUGCGACUCUCGUCCUCGUGCCGGCGAACUUGGUGGCGCAGUGGAGGCAAGAGAUACGAAAGCAUACAGAGGGCCUUAUUGUUCACGUUGUUGCUAAGACCGAUCCUUUACCUCCACUUGAGAUGCUGCUGAACUGCGACCUCCUUCUUUUCUCUCACAGUCGCUUUGAAGAAGAGCACAGGCGCGGCAACAUCACCGACGGUCUGCUGGGUCGGAUCCAUUUCAAGAGGUGCAUGAUCGACGAAGGCCACAAGCUCGGUAACACAUGGCUAGGGCGCCGAGGUGAUCUGGCGUCAGGCCUCAGCAACAUGAUUUUCGACUAUCGCUGGGUGGUGACCGGAACGCCCUCGCAGGGGUUGUACGGUGUAGACCACAGCGGCACCGACGAGAAGCCCUCGCAGCCAUCUGCGCUGAUGGAGCGAAGGGACCUCACGCACAUUGGCAUGAUGGUGUCUUCGUUUCUGGGUGCUCGCCCGUGGGCGAACACGCAGCACGAAGUAGGCGACACUUUGGCGGUGUGGGACAACUAUGUGAUGUUGCCCCGGCAUAAAAAGGGGUGCCAUGGGCGAUGGGACACUCUGAAAUCCACCCUGGACUCGCUCAUUGUGCGACACCGCCUGGAAGAUGUAGUCGACAAGUUGCCGGUCGUCCAGGAGAGGGUGGUCCUUCUGGAAGGGUCCUAUCAGGAUCGGCUUUCCUUGAACAUUUUCUCCAUGAUGAUCAUUUCCAACGCCGUGCAGUCGCAGCGCACGGACCAGGACUACUUCUUCCACCCGCGACAGAGGAGCAGUCUUAUGCAGAUUGGCAGCAACCUGAAACAGGCCAGCUUCUUUGGUGGUUCGUUCUUCAACUCAAUCGAGAUUGGGACAGCGGUCGAGACGGCCGAAGAGUUCUUGCGCAGGGGAGAGGUUGAGAUCUCCGCCCAAGACGACGCUCUACUACGCGAUGCCAUUCGCUUUGGUCACAUGGCAGUCUCGAAUUCCCUGAGGAGGUUGAGCAAUCAGUUUCAUGAAAUGCCGGUUCAGGUCGAAAAUUUCCCUGCGGGCGCCGGUCGCGCCUGGGCUUUGGGCGAUGCCGACGUCUACGGUACCAAGGAUGGUGCGCGCAAUGACUCGAUCUGUACUUCGGCCAGUCUGUUACUGCACCUGCAGAAGCUUGUCCACAAGACUUUGGGCGAACCGGACAAGUUCAACGCUCUGCUGAAUGGUGGCCUGGUACAAGCAGGCGCAGCAGAGAAGGCAAAGAUGUUGCAAGCACAGACGCCCGACAGAGCAUCCAAGCCGUCGAACAAGCAGUCCAAGAGUCUCGCGGGAAACGUGCGGCUGGGUGGGGACAGCGCACACAAAGCUCGAUCGCAUGGCGUUAAUGGCAUUGACCCCGUCAAGAGCGUCAACGACGAAGCGUCCAUGAGGCCUCUGGAGAAAAUGCAAAUACAGUACCUGAUCUACGCCAAGACACUGAGCACGGACAGGAAGGCACAGUAUGUCAAGACAUUCGACUACAAUCCAGCAUUUCGCGUCUUGCUCAUGGACAUUACGCAAGCGGCCUUUGGGCUUGACAUGCAGGCAGCCUCGAGGAUUUACUUCAUCAACCCGGUGCUAAACCCCCAAGUCGAAGCGCAAGCCAUUGGACGAGCGCGUCGCGUCGGUCAGCAGAGGUCCGUCACUGUGGAGACGUUGGUGCUCAAGGGCAGCAUUGACGAAGUCAUCCUCGAGCGCAAGCAGCACAUGACACAAGCCGAGCAUCGGCAGGCCAAGUCCAUCCUCGACAUUCGUCCCAUCUACAACUGGAUCAAGAACGCCAAGAUCAACGAGCUACCCGAGGUGGACUCCGAGGAGGUGUCACAAAUGGCCCCGUUGCAGUAUACGCACCACGUCUUUGGCCGUGGCUUCGGCAGAGCCACGCACCCAGACGAUGAUCUGGUACUGGGCAGCCCGACCAGCAGUAAGAAGAUGGAAUUUUCCCCACGGAACGCCACGAAUGGUACGAAGCGAAGUCACGAGGACGGUCCUGGCAAGUCAGAGCCAAAGGGAAUUCGCUUCAUGAUUCGCUCGACGAUGCCGACUGCGACUGACUUGGAUGAGAAUCCUGGCGGCGGCGAAGAGGAUUAUAGUCAGCGUCCAGCUCGACGCGUACGAUUUGGCUGA